Rosa rugosa (rugosa rose) is the source of this 489-nucleotide messenger RNA. RefSeq names its product B3 domain-containing protein At2g33720-like. Gene Ontology annotation, molecular function: DNA binding. The coding region runs from base 1 to 489 and encodes 162 amino acids. The record is from RefSeq and is a predicted model, not a curated record. The transcript has a single exon. Lineage: Eukaryota; Viridiplantae; Streptophyta; Magnoliopsida; Rosales; Rosaceae.
AUGGCUGAAACACUCCUGUUUCCAUCUCUGUUUGCUUCAACAAGGGAAGAGCAACACCUACCCUGUGCACUCAACCAAGCUGAACACAGAGGUCUUGAUCUAGGGCUAGGGCUAAGUCUGGGCUCCAUUGACUACGACCCGUGGAUCAUCAAGAAGAAGUUGACGGUCAGCGACCUCGGAGAAUUGAGCAGGCUUUUGGUGCCCAAGAGUUUAACCCAGAAACAUGUUUUGCGAUUCAUGAACAAGAGCUUGAACGAAAGGGUCCACAGUAGCAAUGGGGAACUUGUCACCGUUUACGACUGUGACAUGAAAUCGAAGCAUGAGUUGGUCUUCAAAUACUGGCCGUCGUCAAAGAGUUACGUUUUGCAAGCAAACUGGAAGAAGGAGUUUGUGAAUGUGAGGAAAUUGAAGGAAGGUGAUCAAAUUGGGCUUUAUUGGGAUGCCCGGCGUUCCAUUUUCGUAUUUUCUCUUCUUAAACGAGCAGACUGA